AUGGACUUAGAUUCCAUACUCCGUGCUUUUACCACAUCCGCAAAAACGUGGGUCGCUGGCAAAUACCCACCAGAAGAACCACUCUUUGAUCAGCUCUCACUUGGUCCUCUUUUACUUAGCAAUUGCCCCAGUCCGCGCUUGUUCAAAGUCAAGAUUAUCCCAAAAAGCCAUAUGAGGCCUACUCCGAAAAGUAUCAAUGCCGAUCCGACACUCUACCAAGAUAGGUGGUACUUGACACCAGAUGCCGAGGAGAUGGUUCGCUGUGCUUUGGUACCCUCCCUCAGUCUUUCGUCCUUGAGGAGCGGCGAAGACUCCGACUCGUACCUAGCCUGGGAGAGCUUUCUCUCCGCAAUCAAAGGGAGAGCUGCGUCACUCUUCCUGCGAUUUCUUGUUCCUGGAUAUCAUUCUGCGCUCAUCCCCCGCUCGACACGCAAUAUCGACCUCAUGAUCUGCUCCCAGGGUGGGCUCAAUUGGCUCAACCUGACAGGACCUCCACAAGGCUACCCGCUGGUUCCUCGAAGUCAAGUUGCGACUUGCGUCCGCACAACGGAGUUCUUCUUCGCAAAUAUCGGUAGAUACUCCCAAGUUACAGGACGGUGA
Aspergillus calidoustus is the source of this 600-nucleotide messenger RNA. The record is from the annotation of a GenBank genome assembly. NCBI's taxonomy places the organism in Eukaryota, Fungi, Ascomycota, Eurotiomycetes, Eurotiales, Aspergillaceae.